Molecule: messenger RNA, 475 nt
Organism: Aspergillus alliaceus
Lineage: Eukaryota; Fungi; Ascomycota; Eurotiomycetes; Eurotiales; Aspergillaceae
Exons: 1
Coding region: 89-415 (108 amino acids)
Source: RefSeq, a predicted model, not a curated record
UCCUUUAAUCGCUAAUUGUAUGUCUUGUUUGGGUGCCCAAGGAUUCUAGUGAACGGGGGCAUCGGGCGUUAUCUCCAGUGACAGAAAAAUGGAGCUCCCCCAUGUCAUCGGCGAGUCACGGCUGGUCUUAGUGCUUCUUGUCACCAAUAUCAUCAGGGAUGAUUUCGGGGGUAGCGGCAGGCAGGGAUAUCAAGAAUUCUUUGUUGGGCCAUCUGGACCAUGGGUUAAGGCUCGAUGGUCCACAUCAUUCCUGACACCUGUUCUCUACCUCCAGGUGGUCCCUCAUGCGGUGACAAUCUUUUCCUUUUUUCUUCUCCUUCCAAUCAUCGCAAUGUUGAUCUCACCACCGGGCUGCGGUCAAUACACACAUGUACAUGGUCAAUCUCUUUAUAUGGCAUCAUAUAUGGCAUCAUAGCUGGAGAGUUUCUUGUGCAAAUCGGACUACUGCUAUCCAUGGCAUGAGGCACAUACAAAU